This is a messenger RNA of Chroicocephalus ridibundus (black-headed gull), 1881 nucleotides long. Its product is annotated as keratin, type II cytoskeletal 6C-like. The record is from RefSeq and is a predicted model, not a curated record. The transcript has 11 exons. Lineage: Eukaryota; Metazoa; Chordata; Aves; Charadriiformes; Laridae. Gene Ontology annotation, cellular component: keratin filament. Gene Ontology annotation, molecular function: structural constituent of skin epidermis. Bases 1 to 1881 code for a protein of 626 amino acids. Gene Ontology annotation, biological process: intermediate filament organization; keratinization.
AUGGGGGAGGCCACCAGCGACAGGUCUGCAAAAGAAGAUUUCACCCUCAACAAAGCGAAAAAUACACGGGAUGAACUCUGCAGAGCCCUCAGUGGAGCCAAAGAGGAGCUUGGCCGCGCACUGGAGCAGUAUCAGGACUUGUUGAGUGUGAAGAUAACUCCUGACAUCGAGAUUGCCAUGCGCAGGAAGCUGCUGGAAGGAGAGGAGAGCAGUCUGGAUGUUGACCCCAAGAUCCAGAAGCUGCAAGUGCUGGAGACAGAGCAAUUCAAGGUCUUCACCAAAACCAUUGCCUCCGUUCUUUUCAAGAAGCAAUACUUGCUCAUGGGUGGAUAUACUGGGAAUGGGAGAAAAAGGAGAAUGGGAAGCUACGGGAGCUGCUUUCCUGUCUGUAGGAGGUUCUCCUGGUGGUGCAGUGAGGCAAGAUUUGGGGAUGGGAAUUUCAGUUCUUCUUCUGCUCACUGUGCCACGCUGGGUGGAGGGAGAAGUUCAUCCACCAUAAGCCACUGUGAAGACAACAGAGGAGAAGAAAGAUACAGUGGUUAUGGGUAUGGUUAUAGCAGCAGGAGUCUCCACAACCUUGGUGGGUUUAGGAAUGUUUCUGCUGGUGGAGGCUAUGGAGGAGAAGGAAGAGGAUAUGGAAGGUGCCUGGGAUUUGGUGGAAGGAGACAACUUGAUAGGGGCUUUGGCAGAAGAGGAUAUUUUGUGGGAGCCUUUCGAGGUGGUGAAGCAGGGCUCGGUAGCAUGUGUGGAGGAAGUUCAGGCAGGGAGGUACUUGGAGGAGGCCUCGGUAGAAGUGCCUUUGGUGAACAAGGGGCUGGACAGGGUUUUGGGCAGGCUGGUGUUAGCAGAGGCAUCGAGGAGGUCCGUGUCAACACCAACCUGCUGAGGCCAAUACAAGUACAAGUUGACCCCGAGUUCCAGAGAGUGCGGUCAGAUGAGAAAGAGCAGAUUAAGGCUCUCAACAACAAAUUUGCGUCAUUCAUCGAUAAGGUUCAAUGUCUUGAGCGGCAGAACCAGGCUCUGAUGGCCAAAUGGGAACUUCUGCAGCAGCAAAGUACCCGACCAGAAGAGAGCAGAAAUAUCACCUCUUUCUUCCAAUCUUACAUCAGCAACCUGCAGAGGCAGCUGGAAAUGCUCCAGAACCAGAAGGAGCAGCUGGAUCCAGAAGCGUAUAAUAUGCUUCAGCUUGUUGAGGAUUAUAAAAAGAGAUUCGAGGACGAGAUCAACAAGCGCGCAUCUAAGGAAGAGGAGUUUGUGGAGCUUAAAAAGGAACUGGACAGUGCCUACAUGGGAAAAAUGGAGUUUGAUGUUCGGGUGGAAAUACUGAAGCAGGAGCUUGAGUUCCUCAGGUGCUUACAUGAAGCUGAACUGUCCCAGCUGCAAACAGUAAUUGGCAACACCAGUGUCAUUCUGUCCAUGGACAACCGCAGAGAACUGAACAUGGAUGGCAUCAUUGAAGAAGUCAGGCAGGAGUAUGAGGCAAUUGCUCAGAGAAGCAAAGCUGAAGUAGAUGCCAUGUAUCAGGGCAGGUACCAGGACCUUCAGAACAUGUGGGUAAAUCAACGUGAGCAACUGAGGGGCAGUUACCAGGAAAUCCAGGAACUCAUCAGGCAGAUCCAAAGACUACAACCAGAAAUUGAAAUUGCAAGAAAAAAGAAUGCCAGCCUCCAAGAAACCAUUAAAGAUGCUGAGCAGCGUGGGAGCUCUGCCAUCAAAGAUGGCCAGCAAAAACUUCAGGAGUUGGAAAAUGCCCUGCAGGAGGCCAAAGAUGAUCUGACUCGCCUUCUUCAUGAUUAUCAGGAGCUCCUGAACGUGAAACUGGCCCUGGAUAUUGAAAUUGCCAUGUAUAGAUCGCUCCUCGAGGAGGAGGAGAACAGGUAG